Messenger RNA from Osmerus eperlanus (European smelt), 6780 nucleotides. Its product is annotated as Golgi apparatus protein 1-like. The transcript has 26 exons. NCBI's taxonomy places the organism in Eukaryota, Metazoa, Chordata, Actinopteri, Osmeriformes, Osmeridae. The coding region runs from base 115 to 3657 and encodes 1180 amino acids. Gene Ontology annotation, molecular function: fibroblast growth factor binding. Gene Ontology annotation, cellular component: Golgi membrane. The record is from RefSeq and is a predicted model, not a curated record.
GUAUUUUAAAAAGGUGUUAUAGGGUGACGAGUUUGACCAACAGAAAUGUAGAGACGAGAUCACAUCUUUUGUCUUUUUCUCAGUGGGAGACUCCAGUCUAGAACGUGUACAUCUAUGCUGGAGAAUGCCAACAGCGCACACACCGACGUAUUCAAGAACGUCUCUGAACUAAGCCUGCAAGCUAACAAGCCAUCCAAGCUAGCUAGAUAUCCGAAGAUGGCGGCUUGUAGACGUGUUCCUCCUCUACUGCUCUUGAUGUCCAUCCUUUUGUACGUGCAUACCGUCGGAGGAGAGAAAUUUCAGAGCAAUGGUAUCGCCAAACCUGCCGUUAGUGCAGAUAAUGCUCCAAAACAAGUUGGAGUUGCACCGGUUGCUGCAAACGCAGAGCCUGUUGACAAGAGUUCUGUAGUCGCGGCCUCGCCACUCCGAAAGCGCACGACCGGCUGGAAGCUGGCGGAGGAGCCAGUUUGUCGGGAUGACUUGACCAGACUUUGUCCAAAAAAUUCGUGGACCAACAACCUGGCCGUGCUUGAGUGUCUUCAGGAGAGGAAAGAGGAACCAGAUAUAGCUGCUGACUGCAGUCAUCUCCUUUGGAACUACAAGCUGAACCUGACGACUGACCCCAAGUUUGAGUCUGUGGCUGUCGAGGUGUGCAAGAGCACCAUUCCUGAGAUUAAGGAGUGUGCAGUGGAGGAGAGGGGGAAGGGCUACCUGGUCUCCUGUCUGGUGGACCACCGCAGCAACAUCACAGAGUACCACUGCAACCAGUACAUCACCAAGAUGGCCACCAUCAUCUUCAGCAACUACCGGCUCAUCUGCGGUUUCAUGGACAAGUGUCGCGAAGACAUCAACACCCUGCACUGUGGCAGCAUCAGCACCGGGGACAAGGACCUGCACUCCCAGGGCGAGGUGAUCGGCUGCCUGGAGAAGGCGUUGGUGCACGAGGCGGAGGAGCAGCCGGGGGCUCACGCCAUCAGGGACGACUGUAAGAAGUCCAUCAUGCGCGUGGCCGAGCUCUCCUCUGACGACUUCCACCUGGACCGCUACCUGUACUUCUCCUGCCGCGAGGACCGCGAGCACUUCUGUGAAAACACUCCGGCGGGGGAGGGCAGAGUGUACAAGUGUCUCUUCAACCACAAGUUUGAAGAGGCCAUGUCUGAACGGUGCAGGGAGGCACUGACCACCAGGCAGAAGCUCAUCGCCCAGGACUACAAGGUGAGCUACUCGCUGGCCAAGGCCUGCAAGUCUGACCUGAGGAAGUACCGCUGCAGCAUGGACACCAACCUGCCCCGCGCCCGCGAGGCUCGUCUCUCCUACCUGCUGCUCUGCCUGGAGUCAGCCGUCCACAGAGGGCGUACGGUGAGCGGGGACUGCCAGGGGGAGAUGCUGGACUACAGGAGGAUGCUGAUGGAGGACUUCUCCCUGAGCCCUGAGAUUGUGCUGCAGUGUCGCGGGGAGAUCGAGGCCCACUGCUCCGGGCUGCACCGCAAGGGGCGCACCCUGCACUGCCUCAUGAAGGUGGGCCGAGGAAACACGGGCGCCAUCGACACCCUCUGCCAGAGCGCCCUCCAGAACCUGAUCCAGGAGGCCGACCCGGGGGCUGACUACAGGAUCGACCGGGCCCUGAACGAGGCCUGUGAGUCGGUCAUCCAGACCGCCUGCAAACACAUCCGUAACGGAGACCCCAUGAUCCUGUCGUGUCUGAUGGAGCACCUGUACACUGACAAGAUGCUGGAGGACUGUGAACACAGGCUGCUGGAACUGCAGUACUUCAUCGCCAGAGACUGGAAGCUGGACCCGGUCCUGUAUAAGAAGUGCCAGGGUGACGCGUCCCGUCUGUGCCACACGCACGGCUGGAACGAGACCAGCGAGGUCAUGCCCCCUGGGGCCGUGUUCUCCUGCCUCUACCGCCACGCCUACCGCUCUGAGGAGCAGGGCCGACGGCUGUCCAGGGACUGUAAGGUGGAGGUUCAGCGUAUCCUCCACCAGAGGGCGCUGGACGUGAAGCUGGACCCUGAGCUGCAGAGACGCUGCAUGACUGACCUGGGGAAGUGGUGCAGCGAAAAGACAGAGGCUGGCCAGGAGCUGGACUGCCUGCAGGACCACCUGGAAGACCUCGUCCCAGAGUGCAGAGACGUGGCAGGAAACCUGACUGAGCUCUGGUCUGAGGACAUCCAGAUGGAGACCCUGCUGAUGAGAGCCUGUGACCCUGUCAUCCAGGCCCACUGUCACGAGGUGGCUGAUAACCAGAUAGACACAGGGGACCUGAUGGAGUGUCUGGUGCAGAAUAAACACCAGAAGGAGAUGAAUGACAAGUGUGUCGUGGGCGUCACACACUUCCAACUGAUCCAGAUCAAGGACUUCCGCUUCUCCUACAAGUUCAAGAUGGCGUGCAAGGAGGAUGUGCUCAAACUGUGUCCCAACAUCAAGAAGAAGGUGGAUGUGGUGGUGUGCCUCAGCACCACAGUGAGGAACGACACCUUGCAGGAGGCCCGGGAGCAGCGCGUGUCUGUCAGGUGUCGCAAGCAGCUGAGGGUGGAGGAGCUGGAGAUGUCAGAGGACAUCCGUCUGGAGCCAGAGCUAUACGACUCGUGUAAGCAGGACAUCACCAGGCUGUGUCAGAACGUGGCCUUCGGAAACGCUCAGGUCAUCGAGUGUCUGAAGGAGAACAAGAAACAGCUCAGCCAGCGCUGUCACCGCCGUGUGUUCAGACUGCAGGAGGUGGAGAUGCUGGACCCAGAGAUGGACUACCAGCUCAUGAGGGUCUGCAAGCAGAUGAUCAGGAGAUUCUGCACCGAGGCCGAUGCCAAAAACAUGCUGCAGUGUCUGAAGCAGAACAAGAACAGUGAGCUGAUGGACCCCAAGUGUAAACAGAUGAUCACCAAGAGACAGAUCACCCAGAACACAGACUACAGGUUGAAUCCAGUCCUGAGGAAGUCGUGUAAGGCCGACAUCCCCAAGUUCUGCCAGAGUGUCCUGAACAAGGCUGCAGGAGACAGCGAGCUGGAGGGCCAGGUCAUCUCCUGCCUCAAGCUCAAAUACGCCGACCAGCGUCUGUCACCGGACUGUGAGGACCAGAUCAGGGUGGUUCUCCAGGAGUCAGCUCUGGACUACAGACUAGACCCUCAGCUCCAGAUCCACUGCACUGAGGAGAUCUCCCGUCUGUGUGCGGAGGAGGCAGCAGCGCAGGAGCAGACAGGUCAGGUGGAGGAGUGUCUGAAGGUCAACCUGCUCAAGAUCAAACAGGAGGGCUGCAAAAAGGAGGUGCUGAACAUCCUGAAGGAGAGCAAAGCCGACAUCUUUGUGGACCCGGUCCUCCACACAGCCUGCGCCCUGGACAUCAAACACCACUGUGCUGCCAUCCCCCCUGGACGAGGACGCCAGAUGUCCUGUCUGAUGGAGUCUCUCCAGGACAAACGUGUUCGUCUGCAGCCGGAGUGUAAGAAGAGACUGCAGGAUCGCAUGGACAUGUGGAGCUACGCAGCCAAGGUGGCCCCAGCUGAGGGCUUCUCUGACCUGGCCAUGCAGGUGAUGACCUCCCCCUCUAAGAACUACAUCCUGGCCAUGAUCGGUCUGGGCGUGAGCGUGCUGUUCCUGCUCGGCCUGCUCUGCGGACGCAUCACCAAGCGCGUCACACAGGAGCUGAAGGACAGGUAGAGGACUGGCCCGGGGCCCCCGGCCCCCCAGGUAGAGGACUGGCCCCCGGGGUCCCCCGGCCCCCCCAAGAAGAUGAUCAGGAACAACCACCAAUAUGGAAAGGCUCUCUGUCCUUCCAGCAUCUCUCCCACCUCCCUCUCUCCUCCUCCCGCCCUUUUCUAUCUUUUUAGCUCUUUCUAUCUUUGUGGUCUUCUUAACCUUCCCCACACACGACUGGGAGCCAGAGGGAGGUUCUUGACUCCAAGCUUUGCAGUUGGAGGGCCGUGUUGGGACUGCGUCCGUCCCUCCCCAGGUCUCCCAGCUGAGUCUCCCAGCGCUGCAGUGACUAAGCCCCCCUCCCCCCUCCUUGCCGUCCUGCAGGCUGACUGAAGACAAACCGACCACAUGCUCAGACCACGUCUGAGUCACCAUGAACGAUUGUUUACUCAUUGUGAAUAUUUUUUUUGUGUGUGCAGUUUUUCUGUUGGACUUCUCACAUAGAUGCUUUAGUUUCCUGCUUGUCUGCUUGCGGUGGGGUCUCCAGCUUCCCGGGGGUGAAGGUGGUUCUCACAAAGGAUUAUGGGAGAAAGAAAAACAUCUAACAGCUUCUUCUUCUGAUCCAAGUUUUCCAAGACUUGGGGGCGUUUGUGUCUGUUUGUGCGCGCUGGUAUUUGAUGUGUGGAUGGUCAGUAUUGAUUUUCUCCAUUCACGCCUCAAGUCCUGUAGCGGGUGUGCGGUGUGCGAGGAGUUGUUGAUAUGUAUGAUAUGAUGUGCCCAGGGACUGCUGUGAGAGGGGAAGACUGAGCCUCAUGCUCAGGCACUCACACUGGAAAAGGUAUUAUUAUAGUGGUCAUGUAUAAUAUCUAUACUGGUAGAACUAGCGGCGUAAACAUUUCAGUUGCCACCUCCACAUUGCCUUGGUGCCUCGCACCAUGACUGGGUUAGCAUAGGAGCGCUAUGGUGCCUCGCACCAUGACUGGGUUAGCAUAGGAGCGCUAUGGUGCCUCGCACCAUGACUGGGUUAGCAUGGGAGCGCUAUAGUGCCUCGCACCAUGACUGGGUUAGCAUGGGAGCGCUAUAGUGCCUCGCACCAUGACUGGGUUAGCAUGGGAGCGCUAUAGUGCCUCGCACCAUGACUGGGUUAGCAUAGGAGCGCUAUGGUGCCUCGCACCAUGACUGGGUUAGCAUGGGAGCGCUAUGGUGCCUCGCACCAUGACUGGGUUAGCAUGGGAGCGCUAUGGUGCCUCGCACCAUGACUGGGUUAGCAUGGGAGCGCUAUGGUGCCUCGCACCAUGACUGGGUUAGCAUGGGAGCGCUAUGGUGCCUCGCACCAUGACUGGGUUAGCAUGGGAGCGCUAUGGUGCCUCGCACCAUGACUGGGUUAGCAUGGGAGCGCUAUGGUGCCUCGCACCAUGACUGGGUUAGCAUGGGAGCGCUAUGGUGCCUCGCACCAUGACUGGGUUAGCAUGGGAGCGCUAUGGUGCCUCGCACCAUGACUGGGUUAGCAUGGGAGCGCUAUGGUGCCUCGCACCAUGACUGGGUUAGCAUGGGAGCGCUAUGGUGCCUCGCACCAUGACUGGGUUAGCAUGAGCGCUAAUUCAACAGGAGCUGUGGUAGGGAGUGUUAGCCAGGAGCACAGGGCUGGGACAGCAGGCUCCCUAAGGGUUUGCCCUCAAAAGGUACUUGGACGUUUGUAAGCAUUUCAACUCUAGAACGAUUCACUCCAGUUUGAGUUCAGCGAGGGAGUGGCCUGGACCCCGAGGGGUGUGCUGGGGUAGUGCUCCUACCCUGUCCUGCAUCCACACCCUGCUCCCCAGGGGACCACACCCUGCUCCCCAGGGGACCACGCCCUGCUCCCCAGGGGACCACGCAGGCCAGACGAGGGCAGCAGGGUGUCACCAGGAGACUGAACACAGGUUGGGUUGAGGGGGUAAAACAAUUGCAAAUAACAACAAAAAUAAAGAUACCAGAUGUGAACAUUUUGUUUUAAAAUGAUACUGGAACCAUUGCACUUUUUUUUCUUUUUUUUAUAUCUAUGAAUAUAUAUAUAUAUAUAUAUUGUUUGGUCAUAGCCUUAUUUAUUUGUUUACUAAUGGUCAACGUUUGUCAGUCAUUUUGUUGAUGUGAAUGUUGCUUUUGUUGCCUUUACUUACUGCCUGCUAAGUUUCCUCAUUCCAGCUAGCUGAUGGGGCAGAUGCAGGAUCCAGGGUCAUCGGGGGGUUGGGCCAUCUGAAGCCAGUUACUGAAAUCUAAAACACACAGGAAGGACCUGCCCAGGACCUGCCCAGUUCAUACACAGGACCUGCCCACAGGACCUGCCCAGUUCAUACACAGGACCUGCCCAGUUCAUACACAGGACCUGCCCAGUUCUCGCUUAGUCAAACAUGACUAAUUCCCUUGAGAUGGAAUGUAGGACAGCCAUUCUCUUACACGUCAACGUCACUUUUGCAGAUUCUUCCAGUUUUGUGUUCUUAGUUAAUGGGGAAAAAAAGUAAUCUGUUAAAUGAUUUCAACUGUCAGUUGCCAUUGUCAUUGUUUUGAUGUUGACUCGAUCACUUCCUUGCUUGUAAAAUGGCCUCUGUAUGCUGUACUGUUUCAUGUUGAUCUCUCAAUGCGUGCCUACUCUUGACAAUCCCAGAGGGGCACCAAGUGUACAGAUGUCUGCACCUCUUCCCUCACCCUCCUGAAACAGGAUUCUAAAACUAAACAAGCUGAAGGUGUGAGUGUGUGAGUCCCUGGAAGCUGUCAAACCCUGGGACAGCGCAAGACUUCAAGGACGAAGUUUGAAGAACAUGGUGUUUUCUACCAGCACACUCUCGUGCUACAAAUUCAGCAUUACAUAUCGUCAAGUCAUUCUAUAUAUCUAUCAGUACUUAACUGUUCCUUGGUCUGUGGGAAGAUUUCAUAAAGUCAAAAAGAAAACUGACCAUAACAAAGACUAUUACACAUGAUUAAGAAUUAAAAAAUGUUUUUUUGUAAUUGUGUACAAAUGUAUGGAGGUCUUUUGCUUUUCAAAUUUGUUUAUGCCAUGUAACGGCUCAUCAGUGCAUUUUAUUAGUUUGGAUUUUGUUACAAUUUUCUUUUUGGUUAGUUCUGUACAGAUGACAUUGGACAGUUUGUUAAUAGUAAAAUCUGCAGUUUUUU